This is a messenger RNA of Tetrahymena thermophila SB210, 2709 nucleotides long. RefSeq lists its product as hypothetical. NCBI's taxonomy places the organism in Eukaryota, Ciliophora, Oligohymenophorea, Hymenostomatida, Tetrahymenidae. The transcript is spliced from 3 exons. The record is from RefSeq and is a predicted model, not a curated record.
AUGGAUGAAAAUAAUUAGCAUCAUAUUAUUUUCACUUACAAAUUUGAUGAGGAUGUACUGGGUUCAGCUUUAGUUUUAAGAGAUGCAAAAUAUUUGAUUUUUAAUAUUUCUAAUAAAUUAACCAUUUUCACAUUUGAUAUUAAUCAAAAAUAAUUAGCUUAAAUUUACUAGGAUAGCAACUCUUAACAAUAAAUAAAUAUAGCAACUUUAAAUUAAUAAUAAAACAGAGUCUAUAUGAUAAAAGAUUCAAUUGAUCUAAUUAUUAUUUCACUUAAUGAUUUUGCUAUUUAAAAAGGUUAGCUAGAUUAACAAUAAGAUGUUAUUUCCUUUUUUGUUUCUUAUGAUGACUCUUGGAUUUGUUUAAGCUAAGAUGGAAUUGGUAUAUUUUUUUACUAAAUUAUCUCUUUAUACUAGAAUUAAAUUUCGUUGAAACUUGCAUGCACAAAUACAUUGGUUAAUUAAUAUAAUUAUUUACUAAUUAAAAAUAAUUCUAUACUAAUUACUAUAAACUAUUGGAUUGGUUUUUCAAUUUUAGACAUAACUGAAUUAGAUAAAUUAAAAGAUUCAGGAUAAAGUAACAUUCAAAUUAAUACUCUACUUUUAAAUUGGUGGACUGAUUAAACUUACGCUCCUUAUUCUAUAGCUCUUGAAAUAAAUUAAGAAGAAACAUUCCUUUUUGUAGCUUUUAGAUCAGUUGGAUUUUAUAUAUUUGACAUAUAAAAUCCUUCAUAGCCUUAGAUAGUUUAGCUCAUUUAGAUAUAAGAGGAUAUAAUUUAAAUUAUAGAAUCUUAUAAAAACCCCUAUGUUUAUAUUUAAACUAAAGAAAGGAUUUUAGUCUAUAGAAAAGUAAAAGCAAAUUUUCAAAACAACUACCCAAAUUUGUUUAACAAACACGCAUCUAUUUUAUCAACUGUGAUUGAUACAUCUCAAACCAAACAAAUAAAAUUACUUCCAGAUAAUUCACAUAUGAUAGUUUGUUGCUCAAGUUAUGGGUUGAAUGUAUUAAAGUUAAAUUUAAAUUCUAUACUUUAACCUUUAGAAAUUGUAAGUUAGAUUAAUUAUUCUAAUAAAUUUGAUAGUUUUUUGAUAUUUUCGAAUGGUUAAUUGUUAAUUUUAUCUGUUCAAGAUCCAAAUGGUUUUUAUUUUGAUAUCUACAAUCUAAGUAAUUUAAUUUCUCCUCAAAGAGUGGAUAGAAUUCUUUUGGACUAUAAGGACAUAAAUUCAAUAACCUUAAGUAAAGACGAAACACUGUUUAUAUUUUAAAGUGGUAAUAACAUAGUGUUCUAUGAAGUAUCUAGCAUAUAAUUUAAAUAUCUGAAUACAUUCAAUAUUAAUUCCUCUCCUAUCGUAAAAUAGAGUUCAAUUGUUAUUUUAAAUGGAUUCCCUUACAUUUUAGUUUUAAUUUAAGAGUAGUCAAUAACAGCCAUACAAAUUAGUAAUUUGAAUCAACCUUAAAUUAGUAGUGUAUAAGAGUCACUUGGCGCUGUCUAUGGUAUAUAAGGAACAUAUUAAAGCCAUUUCUGCUUUAUAGCUGAUGGUUAAUAAGGUAUUUCAAUCAUUGAUCUUCGUUAAUUACCAAAUAUUGUAAUUAUGACAAAGAUAUCUUUAAAUGGAUAUUAGGUUAAUUUAAGCCUUUUAUAAAAUGAUAAUUAUAUCAUUUCUAGCUAACAAAGUGGAGGUUAAAUAGAAUUGAUUAAUAUAUUUAAUAUAAAUGAGCCUUAUAUUAUGGGCUAAACUUAAUUUGAAAAUGAAUCAUCUGUAGCCACUGAAAUCAGCCAAGAUUUAAAUUAUUUAUUUAUAUUAAACUCCCAAGGAAUUAGGAUAUUCCCUAUUAAAACUAAUAUUCUUAUAAAUUUUGAAUUUUUUUUAUUACAAAAUACAGGCUCUGGUUAAUAACAAUAAACAAUCUAAAGUAUGGAAAAUCUUAUCUUAAAAGUAGGCUAAAAUUUAAUAGUUACCUUAAAUUCUAUUUACCCUCAAGAAAAUGCAAGAAUUACUAACAUAUAUUUUGCCAAAUAUAAUAAAUUGUUAACUAUUCCUUCAUGGCUUUCUUAUGAUAACCAUUUAAAUUAGCUACAUAUAAAUGUAACUAAAGAGAGUUUAACUGGGUUAAUUCAAUAAAAUAAUACAGAUAUAUAGGUAAACUUUAAUAAUGUUGUUUUUGUUACUAAAGUAUAGCUUACAGAAACAUCAUUUAUAUAUUAAGAUAAUAAUACUGGCUCUUACAUUAUAACUGAUGUUUAAAAUGAAUUUUGCUAAAAUGAAUCAUUUGAUUUACCAUCCCUCAGUAAGAUGACCAUUUCUAACGAAGGAUAUGUUUUUAUAAAAAAUAUUUUACAGAGUAGUGUUGUUUAUUCACCUCUAAAGUUAUUGCUUUAGAAUUCUUUGAUUGUAAACUUUAAAAAUCCUUUUUAAAUUAUUAGCUCUGUAUCAAAAAUAGCAAGCAUAUCAAUUUAAAUCGACAAAAUGAGUGGAAAAUUUGUUUUAAAAAAUUAUCCUGGAGUAAUCACCGUAUUUUCUAAAGAAUAAGAUGUUAUACAAAUGCAAGGUGACAUUACUUAUUUAAAUGAGAUUCUAGCUCAAUAGAUUUAGGUUUAUUUUUAUAGCAAUACAUACACUAAAAGCAAAGUAUAACAUUUAGAUUUAAAGCACUUAAUCUCUUUAAGCUUAAGUCAAUAGAAUGUUCUCAGAUUCUAUAAUCUACAUUGA